UCGCUGCUUAUAAAUGUUCUGAUCGAUGAUUAAAUUUGUUGUGAACCAGCGACUAUUUUUCAGAAUCUGAAACAAACCCUGGUCCAUGUGCUGACCGGUCAGUGAACAUUAAAUUGUAUUAUGACAUUUCAUUAAUUAAGUAUUCAGAGUUUUUAAUUUUGUUGAGAAAGUGUUUAUUAAUAUUAGAUCAACUAUGUUGGGUCAUUCAAUCAAAGUAUCAAAUAAAGCCCUAGGUUUCAAAUUUUUGGGAUCAUGUCCGCGUGUGAAAAAUUUUUCUACACAAGCUAAUCCUCUUCCUAGUCAAAGUGAAUCGGAAACUCAAUCUAUGAAUCCAAAUGAUAUUCCAUCAAUUGAUCCACUAAAACAUCCAGAUUUUUUUGGAGUACAUCAACUGUUUACUGUAAAAGAUUUAUUCGAUGCACGAGUACAUUAUGGGCAUAAAAUAGGAUCGCUUGAUGAUAGAAUGAGACCAUUUUUAUUUGGAUCACGACUUGGUCAUCUCAUAUUUGAUCUUGAUAAAACAGCUGUUUUAUUACGUGAAGCACUUAAUUUUACCGCUCAUAUUGCAUUUCGUAAUGGGAUUAUUUUAUUUGUCGCUCGCAACCCACAAAUAACGCAUUUGGUUGAAAAAACAGCGAUCGAGUGCAAAGAAUUUGCUCAUACACGUUUUUGGAAAGAUGGAAUAUUCACAGAUUCGACAAAAAAGUAUGGAGCUGUAACACGACUUCCGGAUUUGUGUAUUUUAAUGAAUACACUCAAUGACGUUCUUCAUCAGAGUAAUGCAGUACGUGACAGCGCUAAGAUGUGUAUACCUACUGUAGGAAUUGUUGACACUAAUUGUAAUCCAAAUUUAGUGACUUAUCCAGUUCCUGGUAAUGAUGAUACGCCAGUAGCUAUUGAAUUAUAUUGUAAAUUAUUUAAACAAGCUAUUUUACGAGGCAAAGAGGCGCGGUCUAAGUUGGCUGAUAUGCUGCCGCACUAAAAACGUUUUUUUAAAUUUAUUAUAUUCUUUUUUUUAUUAAUGUAUAUAAUUAUAUAAAAUUUAUAACAAUAGUAUGAAAAAUAUUA
Microplitis demolitor is the source of this 1068-nucleotide messenger RNA. RefSeq names its product 28S ribosomal protein S2, mitochondrial (gene mRpS2). The transcript has 3 exons. The record is from RefSeq and is a predicted model, not a curated record. Gene Ontology annotation, molecular function: structural constituent of ribosome. Lineage: Eukaryota; Metazoa; Arthropoda; Insecta; Hymenoptera; Braconidae. Gene Ontology annotation, cellular component: ribosome; mitochondrial small ribosomal subunit. The coding region runs from base 194 to 982 and encodes 262 amino acids. Gene Ontology annotation, biological process: translation.